GAAACCCUGUAUUGAAAAAAAAAAUGUUAUUUAGAAAGGGUUUUACCAUGUAGCCUUGGCCUGGAUCUCACUCUGUAGCUCAGGCUGGCCUCGAGUUCACAGAGAUCCACCUGCCUCUGCCUCCUGAGUGCUGGCAUUAAAGGCGUGCGCCGCCGCCACCACCACCAGGCUAGGAAACAUUCUUUAAACAAAUGGUUGGAUGUGGUUGCUCUGGCCCUUAAUUUCCAACACUGGGGAGCCAGAGGCAGGCAGAGUUCUGUAGGUUCCUGGCUACACAGGGGCAUCAGGGCUCACAGAACAAAAACAUGCAGGGAAAGGGGGUCAGGGGUCUGACGAGCAGAGGUCAGGCCCAGAAAUCCGCAGGUGGGUGGAGUGUCUGGGACCCCCAAGAUGAACGCUGGCAUCACCCCAGUUGCCUUCUGAGAGAUGCCACCAAAGCCCGAGGCUGGCACUCCCCAUCCGCCCAUCUUCUCUGUAAAUAGCUUGGGUUACUUCAGGGAGCUUCCGACUUUCUGACUAGAGCUGCUCCCUCAGGCGGUCCUCGGAGUGCAGCUGGUGGUGACCCUGUUCACCGCCACCCUCAUGCACAGGCUGGCCCCCCACUGCUCCUUCGCCCGCUGGCUGCUGUGUAAUGGCAGUCUGUUCCGAUACAUACACCCGUCGGAGGAAGAGCUGCGGGUGCUAGCCGGGAAACCGAGGCCCAGAAGCAGGAAGGAACGCUGGACCAAUGGCCUUCAUGAUGAGAAGCCACUGUCAGUGCCUAGAGAUGCCCCUUUCCAGCUGGAGACCUGUCCCCUCACUGCUGUGGAUGCCCUAGUCCUGCGCUUCUUUUUGGAGUACCAGUGGUUCGUGGAUUUCGCUGUGUACUCUGUGGGCGUGUACCUCUUCACGGAGGCCUACUAUUUUGUGCUGGGCCCGGUCCAGGAGGCCAACAUUGCUGUGUUCUGGUGCCUGCUCACACUGGCCUUCUCUCUCAAGGUAUUCCUCACGGUGACCCGGCUGUACUUCAGUGCCAAGGAGGGCGGGGAGCGCUCAGUGUGUCUGGCCUCUGCCUUCCUCUUCCUCCUCCUGGCCAUGCUCGUGCAGGUGGUGCGGGAGGAGACCCUGGAGCUGGGGCUGGAGCCAGGUCUAGCCAGUGUGACCCAGAACCUGGAGCCUGUUCUGAAGAAGCAGGGUUGGGACUGGGCACUCCCUGUGAUCAAGCUGGCCCUCCGCCUUGGGCUUGCGGUGCUAGGCUCCUUGUUGGGCGCCUUCCUCAUUUUCCCAGGCCUGAGGAUGGCCCAGACCCACCAGGACGCGCUGACCCUGUCUGCAGAUCGGCCACUGCUGCAGCUGCUCCUGCAUACCAGCUUCCUGUCGCCCAUGUGCACCCUGUGGCUCUGGACAAAGCCUGUCGCCCGUGACUUCCUAUACCAGCCACCCAGGAGGAACGCGACCUCUUCUCUGCCAUCAGAAGGGGCCUUCGACUCCCUGCGCCUCUGGGUGCUGGUGGCGCUGUGCCUGCUGCGGCUCUCCGUGACCCGGCCACACCUGCAGGCCUACCUGUGCCUAGCCAAGUCUCGCGUGGAGCAGCUGCGCAAGGAGGCUGGCCGCAUUGAGGCCCGCGAGAUUCAGCAGCGGGUAGUCCGGGUUUACUGCUACGUGACCGUGGUGAGCCUGCAGUACCUGACGCCCCUCAUCCUCACUUUGCACUGCACGCUGCUGCUCAAGACCCUGGGCGGCUACUCUUGGGCCCUGGGCCCUGCUCCAACCUCACUGGCCCCGCCACAGUCCUCAGACACCUUAAUCUCUGUGGACCCUGCAGAGGAUGAAGCCCAGCAGACUGCAGCCCAGGUCGCAGGGGUUCUGGGCAGCCUGCUUACACCCCUCUUCCUCCGUGGUGUGCUGGCCUACCUCAUCUGGUGGACCGCGGCCUGCCAGCUGCUCUCCAGCCUCUUUGGCCUCUACUUCCACCAGCAGCUGGCAGCUUCCUAGCGUGAUCCACCAGGACUGGGACUGCUGCCUGUGUGUGUACCUUAGUGCCCCUAGAUGACCUAGGGGUGAGGGUGGGGACACCAUCUCUGUCACCUCCGUGCCUAGAUCAUGAUUCAGGUUCCCCUGGAUCUGGAGGCCAUGGUCCCCGAGUGUGGUGUGUGUGUGUGUGUGUGUGUGUGUGUGUGUGUGUGUGUGUGUGCAGGAUUUCAGGGAGGCUCCUCUCAAUAAAAGGGGUGGGCCACUUUUACAGAAAUAUCCCGAGGCUGAGGAGAUGAGCAGGGGAGACCUGGCUGGUGAGAAGGACUUAGGAGAGAGUGGUACCUGGCAGGAGUGGGAAGAUGGAGGUUAGGGAUGGCUAGG
Molecule: messenger RNA, 2334 nt
Organism: Peromyscus eremicus (cactus mouse)
Lineage: Eukaryota; Metazoa; Chordata; Mammalia; Rodentia; Cricetidae
Gene: Tmem161a
Product: transmembrane protein 161A
Exons: 11
Coding region: 583-1974 (463 amino acids)
Source: RefSeq, a predicted model, not a curated record